UACUAUGUAGGAUGGAUAGUAUGAACAUUGAGACGCAGGGUAUGUCUAUGAUUAGAAGAAGAAUAAGAGGUGGCGGUAAUACACGUAUAAGUCUGCGAUCCGCCGUAGAAGAAGAAGAAGAAGAAGAAGAAGAAGAAGAAGAAGAAGAACAACGAACACGUCCCCUGCCGUCCUAUGAGCGAAGCUGUCUCUAUUGUCGUUAGUAACGGAGUGACGCUGUCCUGUUUCCAAGCGCAACCCAGAAGCACAACAAGGCUCUUCUCGCUAACGUUCAUUGCAAAUCUUCCAGUCCUUCACAUCAUUCCCAUUAUAUUUUCAUGACAGUGCCUUUUGAUAUUCGAACCUUAUGUUAACGCUCUAUAUUUAAUUCUGGUGACGUUUAUUUUUCUUCUUGCCACGUUAAAACUCUUGCAUCACCCUGCUUUAAUGGCUGAUUUUGGGUUUAAUGAGCAUCAUCAGAAUGAGGUGAUAAACUACAUGCGCUUUGCCCGCUCUAAACGGGCACUGAGACUAAAGACAAUUGACUCCUGCUUCCAAGACCUGAAAGACAGUAGGCUCAUGGAGGAGACAUAUACGGUGGAUGAGGUAUCUGACAUGCUGGACGGGCUACAGGUGCUGGUGCGUGGAGAAGUGGAGAUGGAACUCAUAAACACAGCUCACACUAAUGUGCUGCUCCUGCGACAACUCUUUUCCCAGGCAGAGAAAUUCUACCUAAGAUUGCAAACAGACAUUUCUGAGCUGGAAAACAGAGAAUUACUGGAGCAAGUAGCUGAGUUUGAGAAGACUGAUUUCAAAGCCAACAGCAAGGUAAAUCAGGAGUCUAGUAAGCCAAAAUUAGCACCACUGAAUGAAGGAGGUGUGUCUGAACUACUCCAGAAGGAGAUUUCCAGACUACAAGAGGACAAUGACAAACUGAAAGCUAGACUCAGAACUUUGGAAUCUCAGGCCAUGAGUGCUCUGGAUGACAAGUCAAAAGCAGAGAGAGCCUUGAAAGACCUUCAGAAGAGCCAAGGAGAUCAACAGUCUGCAAUACAUGCUCAGGAGAGCACAAAUCUGGAAGGCACAGUUGCAGCGAUGCAGGCUGACUUUGAAAAGACCCUGAAUGCCAACGUUGCUUCUCAGAAAGACCUGCAGAACUGCCUGGUAUCUGCUAAACAUGACCUGCUCCAUGUCCAGGAGCAACUUUCUCUUGCUGAGAAGGAACUGGAGAAGAAAUUUCAGCAGACGGCUGCUUACCGCAACAUGAAGGAGAUUCUCACUAAAAAGAAUGAACAGAUUAAAGAUCUGAGAAAGAGAUUACAAAGGUAUGAAUCAGAUGAGUGAAUUUUAACCCACAAGAAGAGGUCAACAAAGAUUAUCACUACAGGAUCUGAUGUACCAGCUACACCUUGUUGUACGGUUUACAGUGGAUUAGAAAUAUUAUUUGGACAUUCACACUACAAUUACUUAGAUAUUCAUCACCUCUUUUUUUUCAGUAUUUACAGCUGGUUAACUGAGAGGAAGUUUUUGCAAGUACCCUCAUAUAUUGUGUGGGUUCACUUUGCUUAGGAGGAAAUGUAUUGCCCAUAGCUUUGCUCCCUUCUUUACUGGAAGAAUACAGCUCAACACUCUUGUCAAACAUUGUUUCAAAGAACUACAUAUCUGUGCAUUAUAAUAAUAAUGAAUUCUUCCUGUUUUAUGUUUGUAUGCAUACAUUAAUCUCAUUAAUCUACUAGGAGCUUUAGCUGUAGCAACAAGUAUAUAACCUAUACAAAAAUGUGUCUGUAUAUAAUUUUAUAAUUAAGAACAACCCUAUGUGUAAUGCAUAAAUAGGCAUUUUUUUUUUUUAUUAUUAAAAAAAUGUUUGUAGUAAAAGUGUUUUAAUUAAAGGAAUAGUUCACUCAAAAUUAAAACGUACUCACCCCCAAGAUGUAUGAUAAAUUUAGCAUUACAUCACUUGUUUAGCAAUUGAAUGUGAAUUCACCCAGCAGUGAAUGGGUGUCAUCAGAAUAAUAGCUUAAACAGCUGAUAAAAACAUCACAAUAAUCCACUAAUCCAAAUAACUCCAGUCGAUCAAUAAAUGUCUUAUGGAGUGAAAAGCAUGUUUGUAAUAAGUCCAUCAAGGCAUUUUACCUUUAAACCAUCGUUUGUGGCAAAAAAACAAGUGCAUAAUCCAUUAAAAAAUGCUUCCUUCAGUUAAAACGUCCAUCCCCCGUUGUCCUCUCACAUCAAAAUCUUCCAACAUAUUUGUUUAGAAUGGUUUUAACCUGUCAUCGUUUGUAAACAGUGCUUGAUCUGUGUAUAUUUCUUUUAUGAUUCAGACAAGACGACCUUUUCACCAUGGAAACCAAUUUUAUUUUAACUGUAGACUCAUUUGAAUUAAAAAAAAAUUAAUGAUUGAAUUGUUUCUUACAAACAAACAGCUUCAUAAGAUGUUUACUGAUGAACUGGAGUCAUGUCAAUUGGUCAGUGAGUGAAGCUAAAUUCCUUCAGAUCUGUUCUGAUGAAUGAGCAAACACGUCUUGGAUUGCCUGAGGGUGAGUAAAUAUUCAGCAAAUGUUCAUUUUUGGGUAAACUAUUCCUUCAAUGUUAAUUUUGUUUUAUUUGCCUAACUAAUUGGAUACCGAAUGACUGUACUGUUGUUAAAAAUGUUUAUUCCCAUUUUGACUGACAUUACAAUAGGGCUCCAGUCAACAUACUUUGUGUUGACCUUUACUCUUCCUAUUUGAAUCUUUUGAAAGAUUUUGUCAACUUAGAGGUCAGUUUGAAAAGCUGAAACGUAUAUACAUUUUAACACUACAGGCCAAUUAGAAACUGAAUGCAGUCUUUACAUCAGUGGAGGCACCAGUUCUUUAAAAUAUUUCCUAUAUAGCACAUUCAUAAUAUGCUAUCCAC
Molecule: messenger RNA, 2874 nt
Organism: Sinocyclocheilus anshuiensis
Lineage: Eukaryota; Metazoa; Chordata; Actinopteri; Cypriniformes; Cyprinidae
Product: leucine zipper transcription factor-like protein 1
Exons: 10
Coding region: 427-1323 (298 amino acids)
Biological process (GO): negative regulation of protein localization to cilium
Cellular component (GO): cytoplasm
Source: RefSeq, a predicted model, not a curated record